Molecule: messenger RNA, 15078 nt
Organism: Xyrichtys novacula (pearly razorfish)
Lineage: Eukaryota; Metazoa; Chordata; Actinopteri; Labriformes; Labridae
Source: the annotation of a GenBank genome assembly
AUGGAUGAAAUUGCUUCUGUCUGCCCUGAUUGGUUGUUCACGUUGUUGAAGGAAACUGGGAGCUGGGAGAUGCUGGAACUGAUCAUGACCAACAUCGUUGCUGGAGCAUCUGCUGGAGUUUGUCUACACAGGAUCGCUGGUCAUGGACUCAGCCAAGACACAGCUGGAGGCACCUUCUGUAAAGUCUGCGUCUCAUUUCUAGGUAGGAGCAGCUCAAGCGCAGGAAGGGCUUGAGUGUGUUAUUAGCAAAUGUGCAUCACAUUUUCCUGCACAACCUUUUCUUCAGCAAUCAGCAUGCACAACCUUAUUGAGCAUCUUGAACUGAAAAUAAUUUCCACUCUGUCUCUGGUACAUCAUGGUCCUUUUUGUCAUGGUCCCAAAGUGAGCAGCCGCCUGAGAAUCCUGCCUGCUGACAUUUUCAGACAGACGAGGGUCCUCUGAUCUUAUCCCAGUGGGCGGGGCCAAACAUGAGGGUAGAUUUAUUCAAAGGUCAGGGAGAAAUUGUCACUUAAAUGUCAAACCAUUUGGCUUGUACCGUGAUGGCAAAGUAGCCGUACAGAUUUAUAAUUAGAAAAAGAUUUUGAUCGUAAGGAGUCGGGGGUUCAGGCUUUUUGGAAAGCAAUGGCCUACUCCAGGUUAUUUAGGGUAACACGCCAAAAGAAGCUGCAAAUGUCAGGUUUUGCAUUCCUUAUAAUUUAUCUCAUUGUUUGUGAGGCAAAAGAUCGGUGGCAGGAAAAUGAGAAACAGCUGCAAAAAGAGACGUGGGGUUAUUGAUUUGUUUUUGUCAUUUUGGGAAUAAGACUGUGGAAACAUGAGUUAUUUGUAGACUUCAUUACCAGAGAGACGUCAGAGUAUUUCUCCUCAACAAGAUGAAUGACAUUUGAGCUGAUGUGAAGAGGAGAGAUACAGGUGCGUGCGUGCGUGUGUGCGUGCGUGCGUGCCCAUGAGAAAAGACAAAAGAGAAAAGUGUAAUAGUGUCAGAUAUUAUUGAAGUGUGUAACAAAUACUCUGGAGAAGGACAGCAAAAACAUCUUUGUCCUAGUUUAGCCCCUCUAACUUUUGCUCCAAUAACUACAAUGUCAAAAUAAUAAAGACAUUCUUUUUGCAUCCCUGAGAAAACCAUAACUCGAAAAGCAAAUUCUCUUAAUGCUCCAAUUAAAACUAUAUUACUGCAAUGGAAAAUAUUUGAUAACAUCUGUGGAUUCUAGCACUGUUGUUCUUGUCCACUGUUGCACAACAGAUUACAGCUGGAAAGCCUGCAGUCUUGCAUUAAAGAAACUGAUGGAAUUAGUGUGUGCAUGCAUAGUAAAAUAACGAUCUGCUCAAAUAUCAUAACAGAGGGACAUUUAUUGGACAGUCUUUCAUGUUGCUUUGGAUCCUCUUUUUGAUGCAGCAUGAGGCCGCUUUUAUUUUCUCUGAUUGAACAGAUUCGAGGUGACCUUUAUUGACUGAUAUUUGUUUUAGAAAAGACUGUAUUUGCUGAGAGGAGGACCAGCACUGUUUGAUGUCUGUCUGAUGGCUGGUGUUUGAUCUAACCCUUUUAAGUGGCCACUGGCCCAGUUGAUCUGUGUGUUUGCCUGCAGGUGUGUGUGUAAAAUUCUGGCCUUGUGCUUUAAAAAAUAGAACAACAGGCACAACACCUCAAAUUAGGGGUGUCCCGAUACAACAUUGGCAUCGGAUAUCGGUCCGAUAUGAGCAAAAAAACGAAUAUCAGAUUAUGUCAGCCUGCAUCUAAAAUCUCAGAUACAAGCAGUCCAUCCCAGACUCAACUCCAGCACCUCUACCUAGCAGUGUAUCUAGCAUGCAGAGCCCAAGUGAUCACAACAACGGUGUGUACUGAGGUAUAAACAAAGUAGCAAGGGGUAGGAGUGAUGUCGGCCUUGUGGCAGUAUUUGUUUUUUGGAGUCUGAAAACACAUUGUAGCUGAGUGCAAAACUUGUCAUGCACAAGUUUGUGCUAAUAUCGGAACAAUAUCUGUAUCGGAUGAUACUAAGGCUACAAUAUCAGUAUCGUAUCGGAGGUAAAAAAGUUGUAUCGAGACAUCCCUACCUCAAAUGCCACACUCUUUCAAGACACUAGAGCAAGAGAUGUACAGUAUUUUUGCGAUGAACGUUUAAAAAUUCUUCGUACUAAUAAAUCUUCCUGUCUCUUUCUCUCUGUGCCUCUUGGUGUUUUUCGUCCUCUGUCUGUCUCUGCUCUGGUUUAUUGACCACAGCUAACUGUCUGGGAGUGCUGGCGAUGGCUGAAGCCACGGGUUGCACCAAGCUCCACAACAUGCCCAAAGCUUUUGCUCUGCAGAGCUUCCCUGAGAUGGGAGCACAUUUAUCACCCUUUUGAUCAACCCAUUCUGGCGUCCUGCUUGUCCGGCAGCAGUCACAGCACCGAGGCUGAGGAGCUGGUCUACAAGACCCCGAGUCUAGAGCACAGGUAAUAACAAAACAGAGCUGAUGACUGAGUUUGUGGUUUGUGUCCUUGUGCUGCUGCGGUGCUACUAUGUCCUGACACUUUAUUUAUUUAUCCCAUGAGCGCUUUGUCCUCACAGUGCGCUCUAUUCAUAGUUACACUUCAUUUUUCUGUGACACACUGUACUGCAAGAAGAAGAAAAAAAAGUUUCUGGAGGCUGUUCAUCAUCAAAUGUUCCUUCUUGUAAAUGGAUAAUGCACUGAGAUACAGCAUGUCAGAUCAGAGCAAAUGUGGAAUCAAUAAACCCCAGGAUGAGAGCAUCAGCUCACAUUCAUGCAAAGAUAAAUGGACAGCACUGUAGAUGGAUAAUGAUUAAGUGAUUAAAAAACCUCAGGUCAUGAGAGUUUUAUGGAUACAGACACUAAAACAUGAAUUAAACCAAAUGAUUUUAGAAUAUUUGAGCAUCAUAAAAGUGAAGGUGAGAUGAUUAUCAGGUAAAUUACAGCGGUCCAUCAGUGAAGAAGUCAUGCAUUCAAAGUGGAUGGCUCCUUCACUGACAGACAGAAGGGGAGAACUGCCUCAUAUCAGCUGGAUCACAUUUAAUGCAGAGCUUCAUAAGCUCUGCUACUUUACUGGCUCACAUUUUUAUGAAACCUGACAUCAAUAUUUGAAGUUUUCACCUUUUGGAUUAAAUAUUCAGUGAUUAUACUUUAAGAUGUGGCAUUUGAGGCUGUGGUGAUAUUCGUCAUACAUACUGUGUGUUUAACCGAGGAGAAGACUGAAGUAAAUAGUCAAAAGUUAAAGAAGUUUUAUGACAUAUUUAUGGAAAAAUAGAAUUCGCGGGAUGACUGACACUGCGGUUUGGCACUUUAAUAGCAUGGCUGAUUCACAGUUUUCAAGAGGACAUGAUCUUUGUCAUCUGCAUCUAAAACCUCCAGCCAGCUCAAUCUGGCAGACUGCUGCAAUCUCACACUCUAAUGGAGAGGUGCAGAGGUGACUUACUCAGAUGAAGAGGGAAAAAAAAAAGGAAUAGGACAUUUUCCUCGGAUAUCUUAACAGCCCAGUGCUCUGGUUCCUCAGACGAGACAACCAGGUCAUCCCAUCUCUGAGAAAAGAGAGAGAAGAGAGAUGGGGGGUGGGGGUGGGGGGGUGAAAAGAAGCAGAACAGGAUGGAAAUGAGUGAGCUGUGAUUGAAAAAAAAGGAAAAAGAAAUGGAAAAAGAGACCCUAUGUUGUAAACUGAUAUCCAGCAGAUGGUUCCUCUGCUCGCAGCCAUGACAUCCAGGCAGCAGAGAUAUCAAGCUUAAAUCUCCAUCAGUAUGUGACUGAGAAACACAACCAGCAGGUCAGCAGAGAGGACCGAGGAGGAUUAGAGCAGAGAGUGUAGUCUUCUCCCAUCAUGCCUCAGGAGGAGGUCAUCUGACCUGUAAGGUUCAGUUUACACACAUGAUUGCGCAUUAGCUCAUCAUCACCCACCCACCCUCCCUCCCUCUCCUCUGUUUCUUCACUUCAGGUGGAGUCAGACAGCAGCAGGAAGUCACUCCUAUGGAACCUGUGACACUUUUUAAUGACAUGUGAGGGAGGAAUGUCGCAGGGCUGCUGGAAACUCAGGAAGAGAAGGUAUGACUCAAAGCCUGGAGCGAAGUUUGUGCAUGUUUGGUUCAUCUUUGUGUCUAUUAAAGUCUGUGUGUCCGUGCGGUGAGUUGUAAGCUGCAGGCUACAGAGUGGAUAACUGGCAUAUUUAAUUUAUAAAGAGAAAUCAAUCCAUUCAAAAACUCAGACUAAAGACACUGGUCCUACUAGUUUAACAGCAGGAGAGAAAACAGUGUGAUGUGUCUUGGUCUCUAAAGGUGCUGAUUGAUGGAGACCUGUGCCUCUACUCACCCUGCACUUUUUAAUGUGAUGACCACAGACACAGGGCUCCAAUUAUAGCAGGCAGGCUCUGCCAAAUCUCCAUCAGUGCUCAGCAUGUUUCACAAAGGACAUUAUCUCACCAGUUGACUCCACCUGACAAGAGAGACUGAUUAACUGACUUUGAAAAGCCUCUUACUUAUUUCUUAUAAGCUCAAAAAAAGCAUUCAUGCUGUGUUUUCAUCAUAAAAGGGACAGUUAUGUCAUUAGUAACAAGCUGCUGUCCGCUCAGAAUCAACUGUGGCCUCCUCGGAUACUAUCAACUCUCAAGCCAAAUUAAUUGUGUUAUAUUACUUGUUUUUUAUGUUCUUGAAUAUUGUCAGAGUAUGUUUGCUCAUGUGAUCAGAUUCUUUUAUCUUUCACCCCUUAUUAAGAGAAAAAUAAAUCAUUUUUUGAGAUACGAGACGUUUUUAUUUCGGCAUGAAGCAGAAAAUAAUCAAAGGUCAGAAACACUUUAUAGGCAGUGUGAGGAAAUAAACUGAGCUUCAUGCUUCAUUUACCUUUAAAACUAAAAAUGACCCUUUCACCACAGCCAUCACUUUUAAUUUAGUCGUUUUCUUUUCUAAACUCCAAGUUCAGAACUGGAGCUAUUAAUCAUAUUACCUUUUUAGAAAGGUCACAUGGGUAUUUUCGUUCAUUAUCCUAGAGGACUGAACUAAUUACGUCAAGGAGUAUGAGAUAUGAACUUGUAGGCCACGGUUAGCGUGGUCUGUGACUCAGUGACAGACUCGAGAAGACGUGGCCAUGAAAUUGAAAUUGAUACAGCCGAAAUGCUCAGGUUGUUGCUCUUCUUAUAUCACUCUAGGGUCCUCAAUGUUUUAACAAGACCGGAAAUCAUAAAAAAAAACAAGCCCUCGGUCCAGCUGCAUUUAAGUUUAUUAUACAUAGAAUAGGAUGCGAUGUAGGCUGCCAGACUCGAGACCUUAUCUCAUCUUGUCUCAGAGAGCCUGCAGUCCUGAUAUGUGCAUCCACACUUUCAUCUCCAGAGACUGCAUAUCCAGAGCAGGUCAGGGGCAUCUCAUUUUCACUACUCUCCCUUUGAAACACACAGAGCUAUUUGGCACAAAGUUGAGUCUAAAUGAAGCACUUUUUCUUUUCCCAGGAUUCAUACGGAAUAAUAAAAAAGCUUUAUAUUAUGAGGUGGAAAGGUGCAAGAUACGGAGCAGUCAUUGGUACAGAUAUGUUUUGAAUUAUAAGUGAAGAAGUAGGCCGUCCCAUUUUUUCAAUUGAAUGAAGUCAGGCUGAAAUUGCCCUCUAAGGAGAACACAUUGCACCUGUCAGUCAUUGCUCAGGGCAGCAGUGAGCAUCUGUCUGUUGCUGCUGCAUCUCCCUCCCUCCCUCCCUCCCUCCCUCCCUCCAUCCAUCCUUCCGGCUCGUCUGCACAUGUAGUCUGAAAACUUGUGAAACUGGCCUCCGCGAUUCCCAAAUGUUUAAAGAAAAAGUGAUGCAACAGAUUGGUAAUCAUGUUUUGAUACGCGUCACCGGCAUCAAAUUUAAAACGAGCCGUAAGAUUUUGUUAUGAAACAGUGAAGAUUUUUCAGUUUUAAAAUUUGAUUUGUCUUCUUUGCAACAGUUUUAGUCAAAUUCAGGCUGUAAAUGUUUGGAAACCAUCCAUCAAAACAACAGAAGGUAAGGAAAAUCUUACAGCAUACUUAUAGAAAUAAAAUCUCUUUUCCUGAUUGAGUAGUUUAAGUGGAUAAUACAAAACAGAAUUAUUUUCUUUAGCACAGUCCAACACUUAAAAAUUGAAUAUGAGCAGUAGGCGCUUCACUCUUCCCAAUUUUCAUCCUUUUAUAUGCACAUGUGGGAGGAAGUGUGAAGAGCGGGAAGGGAGGUUCAGAGUGAGAAAAAAAAGAAGAAAGAGAGAGAGCGAGUGAGAAUCGUUUUACAAAAACAGGACGGAGAAAGAGGCGAGUGAUAAAAGCAGCAAACGUGAAUUUAGGAUGAUUAUAACAACCAGAUUAAUAACGACCAAGAUCACAAUUACAUGGUUAUUAAAGAGUACCACCAUACUUCAGGCCUUACUUAUGAAGUUCUUCCAUCUGUUUUCUUUCACACACAUGUUCAAAUAUCACAUGAAGCAGUUACCUUUUUGCAGAGACCAGAUGUUGUCUCUUUAAGGUAGUUUUACUGUCAUUUUCAAGAUGUUGGCAAACAGAAAGAGGAUCCGACAGAUGUGGGUUUGUAUGACGCUUAGAUUUGCAGAUGGUACAGUAAGGCGCUGGAUAUUUCUUUUCUUUAUUUGACACAUCGCAAAAAAUGAAACUUGUCUUAGAUAUUAUCAAGACAACCCUGCUGGUGAGUACACAUGCAAAGAGCUCAAACAUGGCUUGCUCUGCCUCUGACUUGACUUCUUGACCUGCAGACUUUAAAUGUAUGGGCUCGAUCCUGACAGCAGAUUGUUCCUGAUGGAGCACCCACACGACCAAUUUCCAUACCACGCUUGUUCCUUCCUUAAGGUCACUGAUACCUGUCUAAGCAUGCACGUCACCUACAACAGAUGCAUUCUCAGUCAUUGGCAAAGACUCCAGCCUGUUUGAUCUGGACUUGGGGGAAUUUCUUCAAAAUGCAAGACAUAACGUAGAGGAGAAAAUGAAACUCAGGCGUGUUUACCAGCUGUUACAAAUAGGUGCAGAUUUCCUCAUGUGCUCCCAGACUUUGAGCACAUUUAUUCCUGCUGUGACUCUAAGGGCACCACCUGGCUGAAGCUGGCCCACAUACAGCUGUAAUUUAGCUCACAGGGUCAAAGCGGUCAGCUGUGUGGACCUAUUCCCCACCACCUGCAGGUUCUAAUUUAAGAGCCCAUGACCCAAAAAAGAAUUAAAACAAAGCGCAUCGGUGAGGUUAAUUGGCUCCAGAGCACAUCCGAUAACUUUUACAAUAUAGUGUGAACAUUUGGCUUUUUUCAGUGAGAGUUUUGAUAUUUCCUACACAUAUCAGGGCUCAACAGUGCAACCGUUUAACUUGCAAUUGCGACUAGAAAUAGAUGUGUGAAAAUUGUAAAAUGUAUUUAGGGGCACAUGCGCAUGAAACAAAUCAGCCGGGGCAACAAAUGUUUUUUCAUGUAAAUACCGCUGUGAAGUUAGUUUCAGGUGGGAUAUUCAACGGACAUUCACUGCGGAUCUAUCAGUGUCUUCUCAGUCUCCAUAACCAGGAAUGGCAACAGCAGCGCGGUUAAAUCUAUUCGACACCAUUGCUGUCAACAUCGGGUGUUGAAUAAGGGACCAUCAAUAAAUUACCGGUUGAUGUUCUCAAAAAAGGCUGUUUUCCUUCAAUAGCUUCCAUGUCAUGUGACCAAAAGACCUAAAAUUGAUUUCAAAUAAUAGUACUUAUGUUGACCAAUAAGGCACACAUUACUUGAUCAAUUUUCAUUGUGCCCCUAAAGUUCCUUACUUUUGUGAAAAAAGUGAGUGUCAAGCCCUGCAUAUCCAUGUGCUUAAGACUUUGUCUCUUAACGUCAUGGUGAAAAAUGAACAGGAAAAAUCACCUGUUUUUGUUUCAUUUUCAGUUCUGCUUUGACAAGUUUCUUAUACAUUUAUUAAACCUUAAUUACACCUGUGAAGAAGCCUUUAUUAAACCUCUAUUUCACCCCUUUGAGGAAAAUAUUUCACUUGGGUUCUCGCUCAUCCUGUCUUCUCCUCUCCUCGUCUACCUCUGCUCUGGUAGUGUUAAACAGAUGGGACACAGGCUGGAGUUAAAAGGGCCUCAGGUGGGAGAGAGAGAUGAUUUCACAGAGUGUCAGCUUUUUAUGGGCUCUCAUCUGAAUGAUGCUUCCCUGUGUCUGUUGUUUUUGUCACUCUCCCCCAGUGCAGCUUGGCCACUUCGCUUUAAGCUGAGGGGUCAGCCGGGUCAAACCUCCACCUCGGGUCUCUGUCCAUCUGUCCAGGCUUGUUUACAGCUCUUACUGUCUGUAUAGAUAAGACUCCUAUUGGGGGGUAAAGACUGACCCAAACACACACACACACCAUCCAGGAAAACCAACUUUUGAUAGACCAAAACAUACAUAUAUAUACAUAAAGCACGUUUAAAAACAAGGGUUUGCAAAGUGUCUUGACAUGCAAACAAAGACCCAAGAACAAAGAGGAGAUAUAGAGGAAGACUAGACAGAUUAAAAGAAAAGCUUUAUGCUUGGUUGCUAUGGAAACAGCAGGUCCUGCCACUGCAUCUGAGUACCUGGACUGUAUAAACAUACGUACGUGUUAGGUCAGGCUACAGUUGAUAAAGUAUUAAAAAGACAAACUACUUAGUCAGUUUGGUGAUCAUUUUCGUGCUGAAGAAACCCUUGAAAAAAGCUCAUAUUAGGCUUUGACUGUGAUGAAUAUUUUUAUGACUCUUAAAACUUCUAAAACUUCUUCAAAUCUUAUUGUUGCCUGAGUCUUAUUAUCUGAUUAUUGUUGCCUAAAUCUUGGUCUUCAUUUAACUGCAUAAACACAGUCAGCUGUCGAAAGAAAAAUUCAAUUUGGAAAGAGAAAAAUCAGAAGCAGGAGGGGAAAUUGUUGAGGUGCAUGUCUGCAGUUGUUUUUAGUUUCCGUACCAAAAACAAACGAACAAAAAUAACUCAAAAAAUUCAGUACCAGGUUUUCUUACUUUAACGCCCCAGACGUUUCUCCAACAUAAUGAUUUCUUUCCCUCUUUUUUUCAUGGUGCAGUUUAAAAAGUGAUUGUGCAGCCAAAAUAGAAAAACUGAGUUUGGGAGUAAAUCAGUCUGUGUCUAUGUUGUAUUGCUCAUGUGAAUCUUGUUUGUAAAGACAUUGCUUUGAGAAAAUAUGCUUAUUUUCUUUUAUUUCUGCCUUUAUUAUUUUCUUAAGCAACAGUAGUUUUCUCUUUCUCUGUCGUGUCUGAGACUUUCUGCUGGUACGCCUACAGUUCACACACUGUGAGGACAGGGUGGAGAUGAUGUGGACUGUCUACAUAGUAACAGUCCAUCAGGUCUGAUGUCAUUUAAUUAAUAUACUUUGAUGAUAUUAAUUUAGGGAUGAGCAGUUUUGUCUUGAUUCAAUCUGUGGCAUGUUGUGCACAUGCAGUAUGUACCUAUUAUUCAUCCUUGAUCGAGUAGUUUCUCUUUGUUUGCAGCAAUUUCUACAGACAUGCUUUUCCCAGGGUCUUUUUAGAGUGUUUAGUCUGUGCAUCUCAUCUCCACACUACAGCCUCAUUAUGCAGGCUGAAGUGUGUGAAGUGUGUUUUGAUUCCGAGCAGCUUGUGGGUUUGUGCUGCAGAGUUACAUAAAUGCAUAAGUGCUGUUGGGAUAAAUACAUUCAUGAUGCAUUUAAAUCUGAAUCUGAACCUAAAAUAUUCAAGUCCCCACCCCCUCAUCAAAAUUAAACUCCUCUGGCACUGAGGUUUUUAUUGUGGCUGAGUAUCCAGGCUGAAUAUUUAUGUGUUUUUAUUUGAAGUCAGCAAGAAAAGUGAAAAAUUGCAUGUUGUGAUGAUACACUCCAGCUUAAAACAAACGCAUCUGCCCAUUCAGCGUAUUUCCUUGCUCAUAUAUGAAGAACAAUAAGAAAAAUAGACAGUUACAGGCCUAUACACUUAUAUAAAGUACUUUUCGAAGUGUAUAGGCCUGUAACUGUCUGACUUCAGCAAUAAUGCUGAUAUCUUGACAAGAGCUGGCUUCACCGGCUGUGAGCUUUAAAGUUAUUUCUGUUACCGCUCAAUAAAACGAGCCAGAUGGUUUCUGCACAACCUUUAAUUUCUUGUUUUCAUGUUUUUUCUUUAUAUAGAACUCUGCUGCGCUGCAUUGAUUUAAUGUGUUUCAUAACUUUAUAGACCAGUUUUAUUUAGCUGUAAACUUUUAUAUCAGUGGCUUUGACAAAGUCCUACAUUUCAUCUGUUUGUCUCACCCAAAGUACUCUUGUACUGAGUUAGUGAGUCUGGUUUUGAAAGAGAAAUAUCUACAUAACUAGAGCUCGGCGAUAUGGCCCAAAAUUACGAUAUUUUGAGCAGUUCACCUCGAUAAUGAUAAAUGGACGAUAAAUACUCCACAAGCUGCUCAACCCCUCCCACAUUAACUUCAUCUACUUUGGCCAUUGCUCCAGCUGCUACAACUUUUGAACCGUACCCCAUCUCUUCACCUGUCUUUCCCUCUUUGUUAUGGACUGGAUGGGGUGGAGUCAAGUCUCUGAUGUACGACAGCGUCUUACAGGGAAAUGAGACCAUAGCCUACCUACACAUAUCCAAAACCAACUUUUUAUUCAUUCAUUUUUUGGACACCAAAUAUACUGAUAUGGGCAAAAUGACGUCAGUUAUUGUCGUAAAUUUCGGUAUCGGUAAAUUUUGGGUUUAUCGUCCAGCCCUAUACAUAACAAUGUUGGACAUCAAUCAGUCUGGAAACCUUUUCUUGCAAAUUUACAACAGAGACUGCGUCAUGAGGUCAAAAAUAAGUCCAAAAAGGUUAAAAACAAACUAAUUUUUAAUUUCAGUAUUUAUAUUAUAUUGUUUCCUUCGUGAACAAGUGAAAUUUCCAAUGCAGCAGCAUAUCAUUAACCUCUAUUAGACAAAAGAGUGUUUGAGGUGACGGUAAAACUUCCGGCCUGAUAAGAGGAAAUCAGUGUCAUGUACUGUUUGUGUAUCCACUAGUUACUGAUUGGUUAAUUAGAGUGUGGAUGUAAAUCUACUUGACUGUCACUGGACUUUCUGGAGGAUCAAACUGUUGCUGGUUCUUCAAGUUCAUUCAGAAAACUAACUUAUGUUGCAGCAGGAAUUUUUCAUCCAUAUGAGCAUUUGCAUAGUGGUACAAUAGCUCUGGUUCAUGCUGUGUUUUCAAGCUGUGAGUGCAUCACAGACAGCGCACAUUGUGUUCACAUUUCCCCCUCUCUUCACAUACGAUGCUGUGCUCAGCUCAGAGGAGGGCGGAGAGCAUCAAGGCAAACUGUUAACCCCGCAAAGUGGAGGAGCACUCAGGAAAAAUGAGCUGUAAUGAUGAGGAGACACGGGGGGCCAGCUCAGCCCACACCGAAACACAAACACACAAAUGCAAACACACAAAUACUGUUGUAGUUCUAAACAAACUAUAAACAAGCAGUUUAGUUCCUCCUGCUGUUGUCUGUCCAUGUUUUCAUGUCUUAUCAAGCAUUUCUUUGUCUAAAGGCUGAAAGUUUAAAAGGACACAAACACAUGCACAUUGAGUAUGCAGAAGUUCAUUCCAGUGUUUGUGCUCCAGCGAUCUUUCUACUUAUUCCAGACCAUGCAGUUAAAGUUCACUGAAACAAGAGUUUCAAACUUUUGCAUGUCAACCUGUUGACAUGACAUUCAUGCACUUCUUCACAGCCUUAUCAGCCAGCAGCUCUAAGAAAGCAGCUGCAUCCCCUCAAAGCAGACCAAAAGUCAAAACUUUAAAACUGACCAUCUGAUCAUUUUCUGUGAACUCUGCCUCCCACUGCAUCCUGCUACAAGCAGAUGAACUCUCUUUUCCGUGGUUUAUCUUGAUGUAUCCUUUACUUUUUCUCCUCAGCAGCAGCAGUAGAUCAUAAAAUCAUUGAAUCCAUUUGCCAUCUUUCUUCUUGGCUCCACAGCAUCAGCAGUAACCUAGGGUGACCAUAUUCUCAAUCCCCAAAAAGAGGACACUGCUAAGCGGGGCGGAGUCGGCAAUAGUAAAUUUUGAGAGUUUUUCGGGUCGAGUGUUUUUUACGCGCUUCUUACUCAGUCAGUCCAAGUUACACAGGCUACACACAGGCUAAGCUACACACUCAAAACUUCCGUACAAAACCCCGCACAUUUGAAGGAUUUUAAACUCCCCCCAACAAGGCCAGACAGGCUGGACAGCCCCCAAAAGGAAGGACGUAUGGUCACCCUAAGUAAACAUGAAUUGAAAAGAUUGUCUUAGGGAGGCAACCUCAGCUUUAAAAGGCAACUAUAAGAGUAAUACACUCUUAAAUAAUAGAUUUAGUGUUCGGUUUGAACUCAGUAGUAUGUUUUAUAAACGUUAUCAGGGACAGAGGGAUUGAAAUUUGAAACUAUCUUUGCAAAGUUUGGUGUUUAAAUCACGUGACGCUAGCUGUUCAUUCUGGUUAGCCGUUACUAAGCGACAAGAACAGCUAGGUGAGGCUGUCGUCUGAGUAGUGAUGCAAGUACACAAUCCUUUGAAGGGUAGACCUGUCUAUGCAGGCCGCAACAACUGAGUCAUUAAAAGGCCAGGUCCUCUGAAGGUUGCAGCUCCAGGAUUGGGACACAGAUACUGUCCUCUUUGCUUUUUAAGUGAAAAUACGAAAAAUUAAAUGAUCUGCUAGCGUUAGCUCCUCUAAAUACAGACCUCUGACAUUUCCGAAAACAUCAUGGGACACUUGUCCUGAACUUGAAGCUCUCCAAAUAAUCUAACUCAUGAUGUUGUGAAUCUGGAAAGAGGGGGGCAUUCACAUGGUCUCUGGUAAACAGGACUGAUCUUGUAGGGACUAAGUGUCCCAGUUAUUUUGGAAAAACUGCAGAAAAAAAAAAAAACGUGAUUCCACAAGGACCAAUUAUUUGGUAGAAAAAUGUUCCACCAGAAACUUUUUGUAGCAACAUCUGUGGAUCAUCCAGAGUAUCUGGGACACUGUUUCCAGGAAGACACGUGCCUGUAGAGUUUUUUUUUUUUUUUUUUUUUUAGAGAACAUUGUGUUUUUUGUCAUUAUGGAUGCAGAAUUCAGAGAUUUCCACAAUCCUGUUCAGCACUGCCUCUCAUUCAAACAUACCUUUUACUCUUAGCUCGGGAAGGGCACUGCCGGCUUAAAUCUUCUUUCCCUCCCCCAAUAUGUCACGACUGGCCAGAAAAUCCUCUAGAAAUGACACUGCCUAAGUCACAGCUUUGAUACAUGAUGUUUUUGGCCGACACAGAGGUACACUUUUCUUACAAUCUCACAAAAAAAGCCAGCCAACCUGAAGCUGUAUGUGCACUCAGUCUGAUUUGUGUCCAUGAUAAAUUGUGUGAGAAAGUGCUUACUGCUUUGUGUUGGCUCAGACUCACUAAAGGCUAAUAUAGUUCUCUGUUGUUUUUUUCCUUUUUCCUUUAGAAAAAAAGAUGUAAAGGGAAUUUUCUUUUCAACAGAACCACUAGAAAAAUACCAGCCACCUAUAGAUACCCUGUCAGGAGAGUCUGAGUGGAAAAGUAUUACACUAGAAAAAUAAACCUGUGUUUAGCCUUGGCUUCAAGUGUUGUGUGUUUUUCCACUUCAUUCUCUCCCCUCUUGAGUCCCCCCGUUGUUCCACCUCUCUCCCUUCCUUCCCUACCUCUCACCCACCUGCUGCUUACAAGCUCAUUUCUAUCUGGUAGCUUGUUGUCUUGUUUGCUCUCUGGAGCCUGCUGCUGAUGCUAAAGACUGAAAGAACCUGAGACUAGGGCUGGGCGAUAAACCAAAAAUUUACUGAUGCCGAAAUUUACGACGAUAAUUGAUGUCAUUUUGCCGAUGUCAACAUAUUUGGUGUCAAAAAAUGAAUAAAAUAAAAGUUGGUUUUUGAUGUGUGUAGGUAGGCUAUGGUCUCAUGUCCCUCCACCCCAUCCAGUCCAUAUCAAAGAGGGAAAGACAGGUGAGGAGAUGGAGGACGGUUCAAAAGUUGUAAUGGCUGGAGCGGCGGCUGAAGUAGAUGAAGUUAAUGUGGGAGGGGGUGAGCAGCUUGAGGAGUAGUUAUCAUUCAUUUACGAUUAUCCAGGUGAACUGCUCAAUAUAUCAUGAUAUUGAUUUGAGGCCAUAUCGCCCAGCCCUACCUGAGACACACAUGUGGCAGCCUGCUGGCCUGUUUGUGUGUUUUAGAUCACUGCUGUCUUUAUCCAGAAGGUCUGUGUCUGUUUGUUUGUGUGUGCAUGUGUGAGAGCACAGAUAGAGUGAGGAGUAACAGGGAUGAGAUAUGAAUACAUCAUACCAUCAACACAGUAAAAUGCUUGAACUGUUUUUCUUUUAAUCAAACAUGGUCCUCAACAUGUUUGUUUAUGUCAGUCUUCAUAAACUGAGUUACACUCUCUGUUUACAAAGUAAUUUCCUGUGACCAAGAGGAAACUUUCCUAUUUUGCAUUUCCAGACAAGCUCAUUGAUUCAGGAAAAGGCUGAGGUCGGCCUGAACUCAUAACAGCAGCCUUAUGAUUUAUAGCCGCAUGUGUAAGUUGUUGCUCAGUCAGCCAAUCAAUGAUGAAGAUUUUCUAUGAGGGCACAAUUAUUCAGGGUACAUAAAUUUUCACCUUGCUUUUUAAAUACUCAGAUGAUUACUUAACUGUCAAACGUCAUGCAACAAAACAUUACGCCUGCAGCACAAAGCAUUUCAGGGAGGCUUUGAUUCAAUUUUGGCUUUUAUAAUUCUAUAAAGACCUCCCCUGAUUGUGUUUUCUUCACGUUUAUGCUCCACCUUUGUCCUGCAGGUUCAGCAGAGGUGAUAAUCUUGGUAGGAGAGCAUCAGGCGAUAGAGAUGAACCAGCGCUUCUUGACAGCAGUCACCUGUUUCAACCCCCAGAACAAUAAGUGGUACCCGCUGGCCGGCCUGCCCUUCUACGAUCGAGACUUCUUCAGUGUCAUCUUAGCCGGAGACGACAUUUACCUGUCAGGUGAGCUAGAAAUGCUGCAGAACGAUUGUAGCCUUACAGUCUGUGUGUGUCUUCUAAGAGUCCGGCGAUCAAAGGGGUUUUAGCCAGCCAAUCAACAGACUCUGCUCAGUAACCUUCCUCAGACUCAGAGCAGGGUCACUGAGCGACAGCAACCACACAUACAAAGGAGGUUGUGAUGGUGGCUGACUUAGGUGCUACACGUCUCUGUUGCCAGACACCUGCUCCCAGCUGGUGUCUAACGCAGCCCUAACCUCGGUCUGA